This is a messenger RNA of Dromaius novaehollandiae (emu), 754 nucleotides long. RefSeq names its product alpha-internexin-like. Bases 1 to 423 code for a protein of 140 amino acids. NCBI's taxonomy places the organism in Eukaryota, Metazoa, Chordata, Aves, Casuariiformes, Dromaiidae. The transcript is spliced from 4 exons. Gene Ontology annotation, molecular function: structural constituent of postsynaptic intermediate filament cytoskeleton. Gene Ontology annotation, cellular component: postsynaptic intermediate filament cytoskeleton; cytoplasm; axon. The record is from RefSeq and is a predicted model, not a curated record. Gene Ontology annotation, biological process: neurofilament bundle assembly.
AUGGAUGAUGGAGAAUCUGCCGCCCUUGACGGCGCCGCCGCCUGCGCUCUGCCCCCGGCCCGGCCGCGGCCGCGGUGCCGGGGCGGCGAGGCGGUGCUGCGCGCCCGCGCCGAGGCGGCCGGGUACCGGCGGCUGCUCCGCGCCCGCGCCGCCGAGGUGGAGGCGCUGCGCGGGGCCGUGGGCGCGCUGCACCGGCAGCUGGAGGGGCUGCGCGACCGGCGGAGCGGCGAGCUCGCCAAGUACCAGGAGCGGGUGGCAGAGCUGGAGCGGGAGAUCGGUGAGGCCGAGCAGGAGAUGGCCCGGUGCCUGCGGGAGUACCCGGCGCUGCUGCGGCUCCGCAUGGCCCUGGACGUGGAGAUCGCCGCGUACCGGGAGAUGCUGGAGGGGGAAGAGCUGCGCCUGGGCUCCGCAGCCCCAUCGUGACGGGACCCCCGGACUGCCCAGAUCUCCGUGCCGUGGGACCUCGGACGCCCGGGUCCCCCUGGGUCCCCAAAGCCCUGGACUUUGCUGCGGGAUCCCCAGAGCCCCAGGACUCCCAUGUGUCGGGACCCCCAGACUCCCAAGCCAUGGGACCGCUGGACCUCUGGACCCCUGGGCUCCUGGGACCCCUCGGACGCUGCCCUGGCACCCCGAGAGGGCAGUGCCCGCCGGGCCGCACACUCUCACCAGCCUCUCUGGAGCAGCAGCAGGGCCGGGGGCCCGGCCCCGGCCCACGUGGAAGCACCUCAAUAAACGCCCCGUGGCAUUACCCAGA